Molecule: messenger RNA, 1542 nt
Organism: Plectropomus leopardus (leopard coralgrouper)
Lineage: Eukaryota; Metazoa; Chordata; Actinopteri; Perciformes; Serranidae
Gene: vta1
Product: vesicle (multivesicular body) trafficking 1
Biological process (GO): late endosome to vacuole transport via multivesicular body sorting pathway
Cellular component (GO): multivesicular body
Source: RefSeq, a predicted model, not a curated record
UGGGUGGAGCACUUGCUAACAACAAACAGGGAGGCUAGUAUCCACUUGUCCACUGUCCCCGCCGUGUUUUGUCCGCCGGAGGACUUAAGAAGACAUGGCUCUGCCGCCCCAGCUAAAAGCCCUCCAGCACCAUAUGCGGACCGCUCAGGAGCACGAGACCCGGGACCCGGUGGUCGCCUACUACUGUCGGCUGUAUGCCAUGCAGACCGGCAUGAAGCUGGACAGUAAAUCGCCAGAGUGCCGAAAGUUCCUCAUCAAGCUCAUGGACCAGCUGGAGACGAUGAAGAAGGAGCUGGGUGACAAUGACUCCAUCAGUCAGGAGGUGGUUGGAAACGCCCACAUUGAGAACUACGCCUUAAAGAUGUUCCUGUACGCCGACAACGAGGACCGAUCAGGACGCUUCCACAAGAACAUGAUAAAGUCGUUCUACACAGCCAGCCUGCUGCUGGACGUGCUGUCCGUUUUUGGGGAGCUGUCAGAGGAGAACGUCCAGCACAGGAAGUACGCCCGCUGGAAGGCAACCUACAUCCACAACUGUCUGAAGAACGGAGAGACGCCGCAGGCCGGGCCCAUCGCCAUGGACCAGGACGGGGAAGCAGGUGAAUUUGGAGCUGAAGGUGUCUCAGGUCAGGGUCUCUCUCACGGAGGCUCCUUCAGGGCAGAACCUUCUUCGGGGUCCUUUGAGAACCAGGACCAGAGUUUGGGUCCGGGUCCCGCCCCAGGAAUCGGCUUCACUCCGGGUCCAGGACCGGGGCCGUCGGGUCCCCCCACCACCAACUACAACAACAUCCACGUCCCUCCAGGCGCCCACGCUCCGGCCAACACCCCUGCCGAGCUGCUCCCCCCCACAGCAGAACCAGUGAAACCAGUGCCUGUUCCCAGAUCCAUGCCCACUGUGGACCCCACACUGCUCAACGCCCAGCAGCAGGGCGGCGUCCACCUGUCCCCGGAGGACUUCGCCAAGGCCCAGAAGUACUGCAAGUACGCCGGCAGCGCCCUGCAGUACGAGGACGUCGCCACGGCGAUCCAGAACCUCCAGAGGGCCCUGACGCUCCUCACCACCGGGAAAGAAUGAAGCCUUUGUCCUCCUCCCUCCUUCCCUCCCUCCUUCUCUCCUUCCCUCCAUCCUCCCUCCUUUCCUCUUUCCCUCCUUCCUUCCUCCUUCCCUCCUCCUCCCUCCCUCCCUCCUUCCCUCCCUCCUCUCCACAGUAUUGCUGCCACUCCAUCUAUCACUGAUCGGACCCACACAGAGCUGAACACACACACACACACACACACACACACACACACACACACACACACACACACACACACACACACACACACACACACACACACACACACACACAGUGAGUCCGGCCUGUGAGUCUCAGGAUCAGAGGACAUGAUGGACAUCAGUCUGCAACAAUGGCUGCCCGCGUGUCUCGCUGAUGGAAAGAUCAAAGCUGAUUGGCUGAUUAUUAAUAAUCGGAGAUCAAAGCUGAUUGGCUGAUUAUUAAUAAUCGGAGAUCAAAGCUGAUUGGGAUUAUUAAUAAUCGGAGA